This is a messenger RNA of Trifolium pratense (red clover), 490 nucleotides long. RefSeq lists its product as uncharacterized. The record is from RefSeq and is a predicted model, not a curated record. NCBI's taxonomy places the organism in Eukaryota, Viridiplantae, Streptophyta, Magnoliopsida, Fabales, Fabaceae. The coding region runs from base 101 to 427 and encodes 108 amino acids. The transcript has a single exon.
AUAGAUAGUAACAAAUUAAUUAAGGAACUGAAGAGCUUAUUCCAAGGAGACAUAGAUAUCUUACAGUACAGGUAAUAACACAGAGGAGAGACACAACAAAAUGGGUAAUGCUUGCUUUGGGAAGAAGGGGAGCAACAAGGGAUCAGUGUUGCACCCUUUGGCAGUUCACCGCGUUUGCGAUCAAGCCGUGACAAUUAAGGUGCGAAUGACCAGAGGCGAACUUAAAGAUUUAAUGGGGAAGGUAGAUACGAGAGAUGACAAUUCAGAAAUAGGCCGUCUGAUCCUUCAUGAAUGCUCCAAGGGGAGGCUUCAGGCUCGAAUUGUAGCUACUGCUACAGAUGGGGAUCAUGAUCAUUCGUACAAGCUUUCAGAUGGCUUAAGGCCAAUUCAAGAACAUGGCGAAGAAGAUUUGGGAUCUAUCAACUAGGAAAGGAAAGAUUGGCCAACCAAAGAAUCCAUUUCAAUCCAAAUUAAAUAGGUGGUAUAAGUU